GGUACGGUACCGUUCCGCUCCGUUCGCUGUUUCGCACAAACCUUAAUUUCGCUGCAUUUCUGUGAUAAUCGUGUGCUCAAAUCCUGUUCAGGAUUAAAUACACAUAAUACUCUGUGUUCGUUCAAACGCUGCCAUAGCUGUUUCACCGUGCACUCACGCAAUAGUCUUACCUUAUUCAAUACUUAUAGAGAGAUAUACACAUAAAACUAGACAAAAUGCUGCGUAAUAGCUGCCAGGCACUGCGCAACAGUUUUGCAAGGAAUGCCUGGAGGGCGGCCAGUUCCCAUGGACCCAGACAGCCAUUGCCGUCAAUUGAGAAGCGCUUGGAGAAGGCCCAUCCGCAGUUUACGGAACGUAGCCAGCUGAAAUAUGCUCGUCGCCUGGUCGUCAAGUUGGGCAGUGCGGUGAUCACGCGUGAGGACAAUCAUGGAUUGGCACUUGGUCGUCUGGCGUCCAUUGUGGAGCAGGUUGCCGAGUGCCAUUUGGAGGGUCGUGAAGUCAUAAUGGUCACCAGCGGCGCUGUGGCAUUUGGUAAACAGAAACUGGCCCAGGAGCUGCUGAUGUCGCUGUCGAUGCGCGAAACACUAAACCCCAAGGACACCAAAGAGUUCGAUGGCGCCACAUUGGAGCCACGCGCGGCGGCUGCGGUGGGUCAAUCGGGUCUCAUGUCACUCUACGAUGCGAUGUUUGCACAAUAUGGUGUUAAGAUUGCACAGGUGCUGGUGACCAAGCCGGAUUUCUACAAUGAGGAAACACGCAACAAUCUCUUCUCCACGCUCUCCGAAUUAAUUAGCCUAAAUAUUGUGCCCAUCAUCAACACGAACGACGCCGUCUCCCCGCCGAUGUUUAUACGUGACGACGAGCCCGCCGGUGGUGCCAGAAAGGGCAUUCCUAUUAAGGACAACGACAGCUUGUCGGCCAUGCUGGCCGCCGAGGUGCAGGCGGAUCUGCUUAUCCUUAUGUCCGAUGUCGAUGGCAUUUAUAAUAAGCCGCCCUGGGAGGAUGGCGCCAAAUUGAUGCACACCUACACCAGCGAUGAUAUCAAUAGCAUCGAGUUUGGCAAGAAGUCAAAGGUGGGCACCGGCGGUAUGGACUCCAAGGUGAAGGCAGCUACCUGGGCCCUGGAUCGCGGCGUCAGCGUUGUUAUAUGCAACGGCAUGCAGGAGAAGGCUAUUAAGACAAUUAUAGGUGGCAGAAAAGUUGGCACAUUCUUUACGGAAUCAACGGAGGGCAGCAAUACAGUGCCCGUCGAGGUGAUGGCCGAGAAUGCUCGCAUAGGCAGUCGUCAAAUGCAGGCGCUGAGCGCCGCGGAACGCGCUUUGGCUGUCAGCAAUUUGGCGGAUCUGUUGGUUAGCCGCGAGAAAUUCAUUUUGGAGGCGAAUGCCAAGGACUUGGCCGAGGCGCAGAAAAGUGGACUGGCUAAGCCGUUGUUGUCGCGCUUGUCGCUCAACUCGGCCAAACUGAAGAACCUCUCGAUUGGCCUGAAGCAGAUUGCCGAUGACAGUCACAAGAAUGUGGGCCGCGUACUGCGUCGCACACGCCUGGCAGAGGGACUCGAGCUGAAGCAGGUAACCGUGCCCAUUGGCGUGCUGCUGGUCAUCUUUGAAUCCCGUCCGGACUCGCUGCCGCAAGUGGCCGCCCUGGCCAUGGCCUCCGCGAACGGACUGCUGCUCAAGGGCGGCAAGGAGGCAGCGCACAGCAAUAAGGCACUCAUGGAGCUGGUCAAGGAGGCGCUGAGCAGCGUGGGUGCCGAUCACGCCGUAUCCCUGGUUUCAACUCGCGAGGAGAUCAGCGACUUGCUGUCCAUGGAGAAGCACAUUGAUUUGAUCAUACCGCGCGGCUCCUCGGAACUGGUGCGCAGCAUUCAGGAACAAUCCCUACAUAUUCCAGUCUUGGGUCACGCCGAAGGUGUCUGCCAUGUGUUUGUCGACAAAGAUGCCGAUUUGGGCAAGGCAUUGCACAUUGCUCGCGAUGCCAAAUGCGAUUAUCCAGCAGCCUGCAAUGCAAUGGAAACACUACUCAUACACGAGGAUCUAAUGAGCGGCGAGAUUUUCAACGAUGUCUGCAACAUGCUGAAACGUGAGGGGGUCAAAAUCUAUGCGGGACCGCGUCUAAAUCAGCAGCUGACGUUUGGACCGCCCGCGGCGAAGAGCCUGAGGCACGAGUAUGGUGCACUGGAGUGCUGCAUUGAGGUUGUGCCCAGCCUGGAGGAGGCCAUUAAUCACAUACAUACGUACGGAAGCGGUCACACGGAUGUCAUUGUUACGGAAAAUGAUGCCGCAGCCAAGCAUUUCCUUAGCAGCGUGGACAGCGCCUGUGUGUUCCACAAUGCGAGCUCGCGUUUUGCGGACGGUUUCCGGUUCGGCCUUGGCGCCGAGGUGGGCAUCUCAACGGCACGGAUCCAUGCACGCGGUCCCGUCGGUGUCGAGGGUCUCUUGACCACCAAAUGGAUACUCAACGGCCAGGAUCAUGCGGCGGCUGACUUUGUUGAGGGCGGCAAACGCACUUGGCUGCACGAAACGCUGCCCAUUGAUUAGUUUUAUAGGCUGUUAUGUUAUUUUGUUUUACCUUAUAAUGACAAACUCUGUAAAUACGCGCAUUUAAACGAU
Molecule: messenger RNA, 2609 nt
Organism: Drosophila novamexicana
Lineage: Eukaryota; Metazoa; Arthropoda; Insecta; Diptera; Drosophilidae
Gene: P5CS
Product: delta-1-pyrroline-5-carboxylate synthase
Exons: 12
Coding region: 216-2537 (773 amino acids)
Cellular component (GO): cytoplasm; mitochondrion
Molecular function (GO): glutamate-5-semialdehyde dehydrogenase (NADP+) activity; glutamate 5-kinase activity; ATP binding
Source: RefSeq, a predicted model, not a curated record